CGGAAAUUUUGAAAGGUUUUUUGGACAAAUUCAUAUAUAGAUAUGCGUCGAUCUCGCUCAAGUGGUGGCGGUGGUGGUCGACCAUCUUUGGCAUCACGUGUGAUCAAAAGUAAUCUUCCCGUCAGUCAAAACAAUGCCAGGUCGUCAUCAGGAGGGCGGUACAGUACUGAUAAUAGGUACUCAGUUGGAAGCCAGCGAUCAUCCUCUGUUGGACGCUCUGCAGGAAAUAAUCAGCAAAAUAAACAGAAGUCUAGCCAAGCUGGUAUAAUUGGAAAACCAAGGACCUCGGGAUAUGGCCGGAUUUUUGGCAAUGACACAAUGAAAGAUCCUCGGCCCUUAUUUGACAAAAGUUCUGGUUAUAGAGAUCGUUGCAUCAAGAGGCUAAUUGAAUUUUUGCAAAUGAAACAUUACCCACACAAAAUCUCGACCAGGAUUCUACAUUCCCCUGCCACAAAAGAAGUCAUUCAUAUUUUUGAGUUCUUGUACGGUUACAUUCAACCUGGUUAUGUCAUGAAGAACAAGCAUGAGGAAGAGAUACCGAGGUUGAUGAAGAUGAUCGAGUAUCCAUUCAACUUGACCAAGAACAUGAUGUUUACAAUCGGGGCGCCACACACCUGGCCUUGCGUUCUGGGGGCGCUGAUCUGGCUCGUUGAAUACAUCGAGGGUGCUAUGAAUACUGAUAUUGAAGCGGUGAUGUUUCCAAAUGAGGCGGAUGAGUUUGAGGCCGAGUCAGAACCAGAGAAACUUAUCUUGUACAACUACUUAGCCAAGUCGUACAGCAUGUACAUGGCUGGCGCAGACUCCUUCACGGAGGUCGAGGAAGAACUUCUCAAUAGUCUAAAGAUGAGAUAUGCUGGUAGUGGUGGCUCAGUGGAUCAGCUGGCAGAGACUAACCGAAGAUUGAUGGCAGAAUUGGAUGAGCUUCAGAAAGAACCUGAUCGCCUUGCCAGUGUUCAGGAGUACCAUUACAAUAUCUCGAGAGACUUCAGCAAGUUCAAGGAUUAUCUUGAGAAGAUGGAGAUGGUGAAGGUUAACCUUUCAAAGAAAAUGGCAGAAAACCAAGAGGAAUUGAAUAAUGCUGAAUUGGAAGUUCAGCGCCUUGUCCAAGAUGUCAAACACAAAAGGCACAUCCUCGACACUCAGACGAUAUCACAGAUCGAUGUUCAGCGGAUAAACCGAGGGAGUCAAGAGUUACGGCGGCAGAAUGAAGCCUUGCAGAGGGAGAUCAGUGAAAAUGAAAAACAGAUCUGGACUUUUGAAAUGGGCAUGGGGAAAAGACAAGAAAAGAUUGAAGAGCAGUGCCAGAAUCACAGACAACUACUGAUGAAGCUGAAGAUGAUUCUCCCAGCAGAUGCCUACAUCAACACUGAUGAUCUAAAGUGUGAACCAUCCAGUGAUAAUCUCAACAUUGUGAAGGAAAGAAUUAUGAAGAAUGUGGCCCUAUCACAGACAAAGUCUCAUGAAACGCUGGCUCAGCUUCAUCAUGAAAUGGAACUGCUGGAACUGGUGAAAGAAACUGAGGAAGAGAAGCAGAAUCUCCUUGAAGAUUUGGAGAGGAGGCUAGAAUCACUCAGUAAGGAGAUUGACGUCAACAAAGAGACAUUUAUCAAGGAAGAGAAUCAGUUGAAAGGCGAGGUGACGAAGAGGCAAAAAGUCAACAAUGAACUCCGCCAGGAUUUGUAUCAUAGCAGUGUAGCUGAAGUAGCUGAUCAGCUCAUAGAAUGUCAAGCAAGGAAUGAUCGCCUGGUUGACGAGGCGAGGCAAGAGAAGAUGGAGUGGAUCACGUUCCUGGAGGCAGCCAUUAUGGAGGUGGUCACACAUAAGGAGCUGUUGCAGAAAACGUUCCACGACUUCAAAGGGGAAUUUGAGAAACUGCAUACGGAGGAAAAACUGAACUAUGAACAGGAAAAAGGGUGUGACAAAUAACAAUGUUGUCAAAUGUGAGACAAAGAUAGAAGCGUGAAAGAAUCAUUGGUACAUGUCAAGAUAGUUGAGGACAAUGUACAAACAAGCCAGUGAGUGUACAUCUGACAUGUACUUUGUGAGAUGCAAAGUUUUCAGAAAAGCCAUGCAUGCACUUUGAAAAGUAGCAUUAUUUUACAAAUGAAGGAAGGUGUGAAUCUGUUUUUUUGUUUUUAUGACAACACAUAUGAGUCUUUGUAAUUGUGUUUGUAUAUUCAUAUCUGCUUGUAGUUACAUUCAGUGAGGUGCCUCCACAGAUUUGUUUGGAUGUAUUAUUAAGGCAUUUAUCUCACCAAGUUAUGAUGUGAAUCGGGUCGUAUUUGUAAACCAGAACUUAACGAAUUUACUCAUUUUAGUUAUCCAGUUGACUUAAAGGGAACUGAAACCGCCAAGCCAGUUCGUAUGACCUCGUUUUCAUUUCCCGCGUAUCGGGUGAUCAGAACGAGGCAUGAAUGAAACAUGGCACCUAGCUGUCAAUCAUUGAGUGACGUCACUACUAUGGAAUUUACUACGAAAACUCAUGAAUGAAAGAUCGCAUGACUCACGUGAUUCUCACAUGACUCUCAAUAAUAACAAAUUGAACUGCGCAUGCUCGGGCACUGGGGGUGGAGCUACAAAUCUGAACUCGAAUAGGAAGUUGGAAGUUUGACUUCCCGGGUGGUGAAAGUCGAAAAGUUGAAUAAAUCGCUCGGCGGUUCCAGUUCCCUUUAAUGCUGUGUUUGCUGCCAUAAGUUAAUGGUUGAUGCAUUAGAAUUGGAAUUUUAUAACUUUGUUGUUCGUCUCUGCCUACCAAAUCAUGAGGCUAAAGAGUCGCAAACUUUAUCCGGUCUAUAUCAUAUUAUGUCCUUGGAGCAAUAGCGAAUAUAUUAUUAUUCAUGUUUUGCAAACUUGUGAAUGUGUGAGGCAUUAUUGAAGAGUGUGUGAUAGAGUGGCCAAACUUCCUUGAUUGUUGUUAGAGUGAAUGUUAAUGUUGUUUUAGAUAUAACUCUGUUGUAGUAUGAAGAUUUGUUCGGGGUAGUGAGGGAACUAAUAAAAGGAACAUGAAUUCAUUGCUAGUUGUGGUGUUGACCCAGUGUUAGGAACAAGAAUUCAUUGCUAGUUGGGGUGUUGACCCAGUGUUAGGAACAAGAAUUCAUUGCUAGUUGGGGUGUUGACCCAGUGUUAGGAACAAGAAUUCAUUGCUAGUUGGGGUGUUGACCCAGUGUUAGGAACAAGAAUUCAUUGCUAGUUGGGGUGUUGACCCAGUGUUAGGAACAAGAAUUCAUUGCUAGUUGGGGUGUUGACCCAGUGUUGGGAACAAGAAUUCAUUGCUAGUUGGGGUGUUGACCCAGUGUUAGGAACAAGAAUUCAUUGCUAGUUGGGGUGUUGACCCAGUGUUAGGAACAAGAAUUCAUUGCUAGUUGGGGUGUUGACCCAGUGUUGGGAACAAGAAUUCAUUGCUAGUUGUGGUGUUGACCCAGUGUUAGGAACAUGAAUUCAUUGCUAGUUGUGGUGUUGACCCAGUGUUAGGAACAUGAAUUCAUUGCUAGUUGUGGUGUUGACCCAGUGUUAGGAACAUGAUUUCAUUGCUAGUUGUGGUGUUGACCCAGUGUUAGGAACAUGAAUUCAUUGCUAGUUGUGGUGUUGACCCAGUGUUGGGAACAUGAAUUCAUUGCUAGUUGUGGUGUUGACCCAGUGUUGGGAACAAGAAUUCAUUGCUAGUUGUGGUGUUGACCCAGUGUUAAGCUGUGAUGUCUCUUGAGACUUGGACAGCCAAUAUGUCAUCACAAGAAGAACCUGUGUGCAAAUAUAUGCAAGAGUUCAACAGAAAACAUUGAUGGCUGUUCUGUUCAGUAUAUCCUUUCACAGAAAGAGUUGUGUCAUGAUGUGAGAAGUCUUUGGCAUACAUGUAAGCAUGCUCUUCUCCAAAGGCCAAAUUGGUAACAUGUACUUCUUGUAUCAAGUAUUGUAAGCCUUCAUUAAAUAAAA
This is a messenger RNA of Lineus longissimus, 3930 nucleotides long. Its product is annotated as kinetochore protein NDC80 homolog. The coding region runs from base 43 to 1926 and encodes 627 amino acids. NCBI's taxonomy places the organism in Eukaryota, Metazoa, Nemertea, Pilidiophora, Heteronemertea, Lineidae. Gene Ontology annotation, biological process: attachment of mitotic spindle microtubules to kinetochore. Gene Ontology annotation, cellular component: Ndc80 complex. The record is from RefSeq and is a predicted model, not a curated record. The transcript is spliced from 16 exons.